Messenger RNA from Cuscuta campestris, 590 nucleotides. NCBI's taxonomy places the organism in Eukaryota, Viridiplantae, Streptophyta, Magnoliopsida, Solanales, Convolvulaceae. The record is from the annotation of a GenBank genome assembly.
GUUAGAUCGGAUCUGUUUUGAAUUGUCAUGCCUACUCCUAGGACCGCACAUUGAAAUGGCCUUUUAGGCUUAGGGUCGGAGUCACAGAGCGAGUAGCAAAAGUCAGAAGGCAGUAGAAACUAUAAAGUAAAGAAUGGCAGAAGAAGGAGAGAAGAAAUCCGGAAAUGGUAACGCCGAGACAGGGUCGUUAGUAGAUAAAGACGAGGGAGAAAUUGGAAUGAAGCCAUGGGAGCAACACUCUACAGUGAUCAGCAUCCCUCGAUUCGACUACAACGCUCCCUCUUCUAUCCUUCGUCAAUCUCGCUGUGGCUUCCUCAUCACCUGCCCCAUCAGUCAGUCCCCUUUCACCCUCUCUCUCUGUAUAGUGAAACCCUGUUAAGGAAUGAAUAUUCUUAUUCGGAUUGCAAAGCUUAAGGAGUUAUAGAUUUGCUUCAAUUUUCCGCAUUCCACAUGUGGUUUCUAAUUUGGUGUAUGUGUGUGCUUUUGUGUUUGUAUGUAACAUGUAUUCAUAGAGGGAAAAAAGCGCAACAAAAGAAGCAUUUUGUAUUUUGGAAAAGCCUCUAUGAUUCAGCCCUGCAGUGAAGCCAUGG